Musca vetustissima is the source of this 1290-nucleotide messenger RNA. RefSeq lists its product as uncharacterized. Gene Ontology annotation, molecular function: ligand-gated sodium channel activity. Gene Ontology annotation, biological process: sodium ion transmembrane transport. Gene Ontology annotation, cellular component: membrane. The record is from RefSeq and is a predicted model, not a curated record. NCBI's taxonomy places the organism in Eukaryota, Metazoa, Arthropoda, Insecta, Diptera, Muscidae. The transcript has 8 exons. The coding region runs from base 1 to 1290 and encodes 429 amino acids.
AUGGGUUACUGGUCGGAGUUAAGAGCCUGGCUCUUUAAAGAUCCUGCCAAAAUUAUCCGUUAUGUUGUACUGUUUGUUUGUUGUAUUAUUGUAAUUGUUCAGUUAUAUGAAUGUUUCUCGAAAUUAGAUAAUCCUCCAAUAUCCACUCAUUCGUAUUAUAACUUAAAUGAAACCAUUGAAAUGCCAGCUGUGACAAUAUGUCGUGAACCUCCAUAUAAGGAGGAAGAAUUAACGGAAAUAUCCGGUAAUAAUUGUACCCAUCCCAAAUAUAGUUCCUGUUGGAAUUUAUAUCCCUAUGAUGAGGUGCCAAUUUCGGAAUUCUUUAUAAAUUCAACAUUCAAUAUCAGUGAGACCUUUUACAAUGAUCAAUAUGGGCUGAAUUCUUUUAAAUCGAAUGUUGAGAUCACCAGUAAUACACAAUUCUUUCGUGGACGAUGCCACACGAUACGACCAAAGGUUGCCCUACGAAGAGCUACCAAAAAUUCCGGAUAUUCGAUAAUGUUGCAACAUCAUGUUCCAAAAAGUGACGUGGAUUUGGAUAAAUAUGAAACUCGGCCAGGGUGGCAUGUAUAUAUCCAUGAUCCAAAGGAAAAUUUUACCGAAGUUAGUAUGAAGGCCUCUGGCAGGGUGGAAUAUGUUUUCGUCGAUAUCGAUGAAGAAAUUGAAAUUAAGCUGCAGAGUCAAUACUUUUCGAAUAUUGAAACUAAAUAUCAAUACUGUAACAAAGAUGAAAAUUACAGUGAAUUGAAGUGCGGCGAAAAUUGCAUAUUGGACUCAGUUGGUAAAUAUGCCAAUUGUUCUGGACCUUGGCUGAAAAAUGAUCACAAAAUGGAGCCCUGCAAUUCCUACAAAUCGAUAAUGAAACUGAUUGGAGAAUAUGGAAGAGUUUAUGAGAGCGAUGAUGAUCCGGAAUGCGAUUGUGAACAGCCCUGUGAAUCGCGUAUUUUUUCCACCUAUAUACAGAAUCGGAAAAAUUUCACCAAAAAUAUUGAGCCCAGUAGUCAGAUUUAUAUAUACUAUACAACGAAGUUGAUAUCGAUGAUGGAAGAACGUCCUAGUUAUGACACCACGCAAUUUAUUGCCGAUGUUGGUGGUUCUUUGGGUUUCCUAUUGGGCCUAUCCGUUUUGGGACUAAUUGGCAUAUUGGAGCAGAUAGCACUCCUCUUGUGUGGUGGGGUCAUCAGGAAAAUGCAAAGCAAACAUGAGAAACGCAAGAAGGCUAUUGAAGAAUUGGAUAAGGGCUCACAAAAGAGUGAUGCCACGGUAGAUAUUGCCACCAUCUACAAAUAA